UGCACGUCUCUCUGUUCCCUUUGCUUCAACAUCGACGCACGUUCGUUCGUAAUUAACAUAAAUGAAAAAUAAUUAAUACAGUUCUAACUCUGUGUUCUGUGCCCGAACUGGAUUUGGACGUGUCUGUGUCUCACGAUUUCAGUGACUGAGUUAUUACAAUAAAUUAAAUUUAAAACGGUGGAUGGACUGCCGCUGAAAACUGAAGUUAUUAUCUUAAAGACGCAAGCACGUUAACGGUAUCGCUAUAAGGGCUCAUGACUCCACAAAAGAAAACUUUAUAACGACAAGCCUCUGCCUACUUCGGUCCAAGGUGGCAUUUACAUGAGAUGUUAUGGGCUCACGCGGCAUUGAAAAGUGGCGGUGGUUGGUGGUAGUCGUAGCGUGGGCAUGUGGUGCCGCUGCAAGAACUCUAUGUCCACCACGAUGUGCAUGCGACGACGCAUUGAGAGCAGCUUCAUGCGCAAACGCUGGUCUAGAGAUCGUUCCCAUCCAAUUGAACCCAGAAGCAACACACAUCAAUCUAACUCACAAUGCCAUCGACAAUCUUUUGUACACUUUCGCUUUUUAUACACAACUUACCAUCCUCGAUAUAUCUUAUAAUCGAGUGCAAGAUUUAGGUAGUAAGAAUUUCGAUAACAAUAUGGAGAUGACUCAUCUGAAUGUUAGUCACAAUGCGCUUAAACGACUGGAUAAAGACACUUUUGUGGGCCUUAAGAGAUUGAUCGAUUUAGACUUAUCAGAUAAUGAAAUAUCAAAUAUACAUCUGCAAACAUUUAAGGAUUUAACUACCUUGGAACGGCUCGAUUUAUCAAACAACAAACUUGUGAAUUUCGAAGCUGAAACAUUUGAACCACUUUCGUCGCUUAAAAUACUUUCUCUCAAAAAUAAUUCAAUUUUAGAAAUACCAUCAGCGAAUCUGUUUUUUGUUGUACAUUUGGAAUAUUUAGAUCUCUCUGAAAAUUUAAUUCAACAAAUAGAUAAGCAUGGAAUUCCAUUUUUGAAAGAGUUAAAGCAUUUAGAUUUUAACAAUAAUAUUAUUGAAAGUGUCGAUCAGUUGGGUCUCCACAAUUUACCUUCAUUGCGUCAUUUGGAUCUCAGCGAUAAUAAUUUGACAUCGAUCCCUACAUCUGCUCUUUCGAAACUAUCGAACUUGUCACAUUUGUACUUAAGCGGAAACUUUUUUCAUAACAUUUCAUCGUUGUCUUUCCAAAGCUUGUUCCACUUGAAACAUUUGCAUCUGAGUAGACUAUAUGAGCUAGAGAAAGUGGAUUCCAGGGCGUUUGUAGAUAAUAUUAAUUUACAAAAAAUAUGGAUGAAUGAGAAUUUAAAAGUGAGAGAGGUUCCACCGAGACUAUUUCAUGGAAAUCCAAAAUUAACACAUAUUUAUAUGAGAAAUAAUGCCCUAGAAACACUUGAAGCUUCUCACUUCCCAAUUGAUACUCUUCAAGAACUAGAGAUUUCUGGUAAUCCUUUUGUAUGCAAUUGUUCUUUACUUUGGCUUUGGAAACUUGGUAGAGACUGCGAAAUACGUAGCAAAAAGUUUGAUAAUACAAGUACUAUACUGAGGAUCGACUAUGAAGAUGUGAAAUGUGCCGCGCCUGGGCAUUUGCGGGGCGUUUUAUUCGUGCAAAUUCCGGAAUCAGAAUUUGGGUGUUCAAGUGGAUGGGUGGUAGUUGCGAUUGUGGUGCUAACUGUGAGUAUAAUUAUAAGUGUGGUGGGUGGAUUCCUGUAUUUCAUGGGUCCGUUAAAAAGGUGUAAAGGAGACAAAUCAAAGCAAGUUAUGAACAGUGUAAUGUUAAACGCUGACGUAUCUAAAUUAGGAAAUGGAUUAGGAUACUCAACGCGUAGUAGGGAACAGGAGAACAAAAGAGAAGUGGAUAGAUAUCUUAUGAUCGGUUCGUCAGUAACUAACAAUUUUCACUCAUUAAAUCCCCCUUGGCAUAGUGUGGACAAAAAUCCAUAUUAUCAAGAAGAUAGCGAAGAACAUAUCUACCAGCAAUUCGCAUAUGAAACUAUACCUCAUCACAGAACCCCAGAAAAACCACACAUAGUGUACGUUUAACAAAAGUUUACAAUUAUGGACAAUAAAAAUCGACUAAUUUCAUUCCUUCGUCGUGUCGUGGAGGACAUUCAUAAUAGCCAUAGUGAUCGACGAAGAUAUUGAAUUUUGCAAUAAUGUAAAUAGUGAUGGUUAAAACUGUAAUAUGUGAUAGCUUUGUAUAUAGAUAUGUAAAUAUAAUAUUACCGAUAAAGACAUUUUCGAUUUUGUACUUAAAUUGUUUAGACAUGUUAUAUUGACGUCGUUUCAUUAAUUCGCCCUUUAUUAUUAAUAUCCUUUUAGAUUUAGUAUUGAUUUGUAAUGAUCAGCUGAUGUGGUUAUGUUUGAAUUUAAGUUUAUGCAGUAAGUUUUUCAGAUAUAACGCAAAUGUAUAAAAUAUGUACACACUAUAUUGUUUAAUCGUUUCGUUUAAGUAGUUCCUGAACAAUAUUGAUGAGAUUUGUAAUAUAAUUAAAACUAAUACUGGCAUGUAAUUGUAUGAUAAAUAUCUGUGUAAUUGCAUAGUAGUUAUACAUAUAUUUUCUGAAUUAAAACACCAAACAUGAUGAAAACUUUGUACAAAUGUGAGCAAUAUAGAUUAAUAAUUUCAAAUACUAUAAUACGUUAAUUUUUAUUAAAUCAUUGUUAUAGCAUGUAAUUGUAUUUAGAAAAAAAAAAACGGAAUAACAUGUAUAUGUACUGCUUAGAACAAUCAUAGCCUAUCUGCAUAGAAAUUCUAGAGUAUUUGCCUAAAUUUGUAAUAAUAACGUACUUGCAUUGAAACUCAUAUUAUAGAACAAACAAUUAUCAUCUGAGCAUUGUUACAUCUGAUUGGUCAAUAUCGUAUAAUGCAAGCUAAUGCCAAGGUCUCGAAUUCAAGGAUGAGUUUUAGUUGUUUGUACGGGGCCAAUGUUGGAGCCAAUGUUUGUUGGGCUAUGCGAUUGUGUCUUCCUAAUUUUUGUAAAGUAUUACCAAGAUUAUUAGGAACUAUUAAUUUUCUGAAUUUAAAUCUUAUUCCUUUAAUAAAAUGUUUGAUUAGCUGAUUUUUAAUUAUGAACUCUAUUCCAAUCGAAUAAAGUAUAUUUUAGUGGAAUAUAUUUUGUGUUUAAAAUAAAAAUUAAGGCAAAUACUCCAGCGCUGAAACUUAUCAUAUAGAAUAUAUUAUUAUAAACCAGCUGCUCUGAUGGUGAGGGGUACAAAUCAAAUAAUUACAUUAUUUAUUGGCUAUUUUUGUAUAUUGAUUUCAUGAGACUUAUUUGAAGCAUUUUGUUGAAAAGAUAUUGAAUUAAUAUUUUUAUACUUAGGGAAUAUUAAUUGUAUGAGACACGUGGUUCAAAGUUACUAACAAAGUUCGUUUACUUAGUUUGUGUACGUAAGUUGCUCAAAUUUCGUAUACAUAUAACUUCUUGACGUACAUAAAUAAUAAUCAUUCUUUUUAAUAAAUAGAAAGUAUUUACAUUUAUAUUAUAAGCAAUAAAUUUAAUUCAUAAUAAUAAGGUCAUUGACAUUAAAAUAAUUUAAAAUUUCGAACAAAAAAUAUUAUCGUUUGCUUAAAAAUAUAUUUACUGAAUUGCCUAAAUAAUUGUCUUACUGUUAGUAACUUUAGAGCCACGAGAAUAAUGUUAUAGCUGAAAUUAAUCUUAAAAUAUACUUUUUUAACAAUUCUAUUUAUCUCAUAUACAUUUCAUAACAUAUGCCUACUUCAUAACCAAUCAACUAUACCUAUUCAAUCGAUAGUACAGUCAUAGUGAUAGCAUAAGACU
Molecule: messenger RNA, 3801 nt
Organism: Vanessa atalanta (red admiral)
Lineage: Eukaryota; Metazoa; Arthropoda; Insecta; Lepidoptera; Nymphalidae
Product: protein artichoke-like
Exons: 3
Coding region: 332-2062 (576 amino acids)
Molecular function (GO): protein binding
Source: RefSeq, a predicted model, not a curated record